GCUUGCUGGUCCAAACGGCCCCACACCCUCUCAACUACAUAAAGUAUCCUAUCUACUAAACACGAGAGCUUCUUUCUCCUCCAAACGCACCCUUCGAAACCCUAAAACCUCUAAUUCCUAUUCUUCCAAAACCCCAAUUCCUUCUUUCAAUUUCCCAUCACCACGCUAAUGGCUGAAGUUGAGGUUGAUCAAGGUUUUGGUGAACCAGAAGACGAUCAAAUUCCUGAUCAAGUAUCUGAUCAAGUAUUUGAUCAAGUAGUCACUCAGGUUCCAGAAAACUCGGAGCCUGAACAAAAGAAAGAGCUUGACGAGGAUUCUGUAGUUGGAAGUAAUGAAAAAAAGUGGCCUGGGUGGCCUGGAGAGAGUGUUUUCCGGAUGUUGGUUCCCGCACAAAAGGUUGGUAGUAUAAUUGGUCGUAGAGGAGAGUUCAUAAAAAAAAUAGUUGAGGAGACAAGAGCUCGCAUCAAAAUUCUUGAUGGUCCUCCAGGGACGGCAGAAAGAGCUGUGAUGGUAUCUGCCAAGGAGGAGCCUGACUCUUCUCUUCCUCCAGCUAUGGAUGGCCUUCUUAGAGUUCAUAAACGCAUUGUUGAUGGUUUGGAGGGUGAUUCGUCUCAUGCUCCUCCUGGCGCCGGGGGCAAAGUUUCAACAAGGCUUCUAGUGGCAGCCUCUCAAGCUGGAAGCUUGAUUGGAAAACAGGGAGGGACAGUUAAAUCUAUUCAAGAAGCCUCUAAUUGUAUUGUUAGAGUUCUUGGAGCAGAAGACCUACCAGUUUUUGCUCUUCAAGAUGAUAGGGUAGUUGAAGUUGUAGGGGAUCCAGCUGGUGUGCACAAAGCGGUGGAGCUAAUUGCAUCUCAUCUCAGGAAGUUUUUAGUUGAUCGUAGCAUAAUUCCAAUAUUUGAAAUGCAUAUGCAAAUGGGGAAUCCUCAGAUGGAGCAUAUGCCGCCACACCAGUCAUGGGGUCCACCUCAAGGUGUUCCUCCAAGUGGUGGUGGAGGUCCUGGCUAUGGACCUAAUACUCAGUACAUGCCACCUCCACGGCAACAUGAUAAUUAUUAUCUGCCUUCUGACAUGCAUCCUCCCAUGGAAAAGCAGCCUCAUCAUGGGAUAUCGGCCUAUGGAAGAGAAGCUCCAAUGGGUCUACCUGCAUCGUCAAGUGCCCAAGCUUCAUCAUUGGUUACCCAGGUUGCUGUCACACAGCAAAUGCAGAUCCCACUGUUAUAUGCUGAUGCUGUUAUUGGGGCAGCUGGUGCAAAUAUAAGCUAUAUUCGUAGAGCUAGUGGGGCAACCGUCACCAUACAAGAAACUAGGGGUGUUCCUGGAGAAAUGACCGUUGAAAUCAGUGGAACUACUCCCCAAGUUCUAGCAGCUCAGCAGCUGAUACAGAAUUUCAUGGCCGAUGCUGGAGCACCAACACAGGCUCAAACAGGUGGGACUACAGACCCAGGUUAUAAUUCUUAUCCACCUCAUGGUUCUGUAUAUGCAUCUCCACCUCCCAAUUCUGGACAUUCAGGCCAUACUGGAAAUUAUGGCUCAGUCUAUGGCACAAACUAUGGGUACUAAGCCAGCUGAUUGAUCGUUGUUGUGGAGACUAUAAUGCACUCACCAAUUAAAUUCCAUUAGGUUAGUUGUGAUGUUGUAUUAUUCUUCAUGCCAAACUUUAAUGUUUUUUUUUUUUUUUGUAUGGGUUAAUACCAAAACUUUAGCGUGGAACUAAGUUUGCAUUUUCAUUAGAAUUUUAUCAUGUUUCUUAGGAUUAUUUGAUGCUUGAGCCAAUUUAACAUUGAUGAGACUAUUGAGCCAA
Carya illinoinensis is the source of this 1801-nucleotide messenger RNA. RefSeq names its product flowering locus K homology domain. Bases 169 to 1560 code for a protein of 463 amino acids. Gene Ontology annotation, biological process: regulation of gene expression. The record is from RefSeq and is a predicted model, not a curated record. Lineage: Eukaryota; Viridiplantae; Streptophyta; Magnoliopsida; Fagales; Juglandaceae. Gene Ontology annotation, cellular component: cytoplasm; nucleus. The transcript has 7 exons. Gene Ontology annotation, molecular function: mRNA binding.